GCAGCGUUUUGCAGUGGUUGGAGAAGAACGUGUACGUCAUUUUCACAAUGGCGGAGGCAGGGUGAGGAGGAGAGUGUGUGUGUGUGUGUGUGAGUGAGAAGCGGCGCUGUAAUCGUUAAGAGCUACAUCGCCACCGGUUAAUAACCAGAAACACGGUGCUCCCUCUGAACGAUGGCCCUGAACCCCACCGCGGCGGGCAGACUCAGGGACUCUGAAUGCACCGAGACGGACGAUCUGCAGCCGGAGGGAGGUGGAGGCGAACCCCCGAAGAAGAACCCAACCGCCACCUCCUCCUCGGCCAACCAAAAUGGCGAUCAGCCUGGAUGUGGAGACGGUGUAAUGCCCGAACAAGAAGCCCGAGAGCGGCGGAGGAGCUCGCAGGCAGACACCCGGAGCUUCAGCAGCUCGUCCUUACCGGGACACCGACCACAGAGCGACGAGCUGCCACGGAGAAAUUUCCAAAUCCCGAGGAAGAUAAAAGGCUUGUACCAGUUUCUGCCCCCCGACAGCCGGGAGUUUGAGGACCUUGUGAAGAUUGUCUCCUCGUUUUACCUCGACUCGUCAUCGCGAGGAACCUUCUCCUACUGCAAGGCCAGGCUCAUUCACAAUGAGCUGCUGGAGAAGGAGUUCAUCGAGAAACGGAGAGAGAUGAAGCAAGAGUCUCGGACGGAACAAGAACUGACUGAGUCGUACUGCUUCCUUUUUCCAGACAAAUCUAAGCUCCAGUGGAUCUGUGAGAAGGGUCUGUCGGUUGCACACUCCAGGAUUACAACACUAGGAAAUCCAUCAGUGGGUGUUUAUGUCUCCAAAUAUUCUGAUCUGUUACAAAUCAACCCUUUUGAAGUGGGCUCGUCUGGAGACAUGAUCGUUUUUAAAGUUAUGCGGGGCCGAAUAAAGCACAUCAAUGAGAACAUACCUAAGAACGCUAUGGAACCUACUCCCAAGUUCGACUGUCACUUGUCCAAAAGUGGCAACAGGGUUACGUCUUUGCUGUCUUACAGGGCUUUUGAGCUCACACAGCAAUAUUUUUUCGAGUUUGCGUUUGAUGAGAUCAAGGCGCGGCCCAGGCACGUGUGCCCCUACGCUGUGGUUUCCUUUAAGUACAAAGGCAAGGAGGCCGCAGCGACUCCUAUGACUUCACACAGGUUUAACACUAUUUCCUCUGAAGGAAGUCGAGGGAAGAGCCACUACACUGUGUGGAGUGGUCCGCUAGUAAACAAGGGCAAGGAGUUAUUCCCAAUCUGUUUACGAUCCUCCUCGCGCCCCUACCUCCCUUUCAAACUGCCUGAGAAGCUGGAGAUGAGUAGAGGCAUGCAGCUGGACCAGGUGAAGCGAAAGAUUCCCUCUGUGCUCUUUUCUUGGGAUACGUACAGCGCGUCACGGGAAGUGAUGAAAAGUGGGAUGUCCUGCAGCCUGUUUGAGGUGGCGGAUGGGAAAGGCAAACCAACCAGCGGCAGCUUGGCAUCGCUGGUCCACAAACUGGAGAGGGACAGGAUGGUGCUGGUGAAGUCCCUGUUUGACCGGGGCUUUCUCUUCCUGCUCUCCUCAGCGCAGAUGGUUGAGUCCAAAGAGCGGAGGGGGCGCGUUGAGAAGAACCUGCAAGCAUUAUUCAUCUUUCAGGAGUCGAGGAUGGUUGUCAAGUAUUCAUCCAGACUGUUCGAGCCAGAGCCGCUGACCACGGAGCCCCAGCCUGCUAUCCUGUCUUCCAUGGACCCCAUCGUCCCUGCUCUGCACUACGCAAUGUUCAAGUUGCGCCCCAACCCAGGCAAGGACCUGAGCUUAGGGGUGGAGCGCCAGGCCACCGAUUACCUAAAUCGCAUGGAUUCAGGCACGGUGCGGCCGUUCAUUCUGCCCGACUACAAAUAUAACGUGGACGAGAGGACCAACCCGCUCCUGGUGCACAGACCUAAAUGUAACAUGGAUGCUGUUCUGCAUUCUUACGUCCACAACCCCGCCAACUAUAUUUUACCUCUGAGCAAGACGAAGGACAUCAUUGAAAGAAUACGGAACCCCGUACCCAUACCCACACCUGCUCCAGCCCCAGUCGAAUACAGCCCCGUGUCUGACUGGGGCGGCUCGGACAGGGGCUCGGACAGGGCAGAGAGACCCGCAGAGAGGCUGCCCAAGGAGAGGCCACCUCCAGAGAGGCCAGCACAGGAGAAGCCGCCCUCAGACAGCAGCAGGCGGAGGCAAGGAGUGGCCCAUUCUAACGGCGCCCAGUCGCAGCACAAGUCCCACGUCGAGGCCCAGUCGCAGCCCCCUCAGAGGCUGCGGCUUUCCCAGAACGAGUACGAUAAAGACAAGAUGAAACAGUUGCUUAAGCUGAUCCAACUUCAUAAGAAAGCACUAGUGAAGGAUCCUGGGAAGGAAAGGGGAGAGGACGGGGCUUGGGACGCCAACAGUCUGAAGAGGAAGUUUGAGGGAGACGAGAGCGGGGGCAUGAACAAACACCAACGCACGGAUCCGCUUAGCAACGGGGAACCCAGCAGAGGAGCCCAAGCAGAUGAGAUCGGAGAGGAGGGUGGACAGAGCGACAAUCUGACAGCAGUGAUGGAAAGCAUGGGCAUCUAUGACACGGACCUGAGGGCUCACGGCAACACCAACGCCUCAGCAGUCAACGAGACCCAGCGCCUUCUCAAGAUCCUCCUGUCUACGCUCACCAAAGCCGUGGCUCAGGGUUCGAUGUCUGCACAGUCGAACCACGGUGAACCGUCGACGGGUUCAGGAAGCGGGGAACCGGCCUUCCCUGAACCGGAUCUUAAGAAACAAAACGAGCCCGCAUCUCAAACAAACUACACAGAGGAGGACAUGGACUGUAGCCCUGGUAGUCCAUUCAGCGCAGGCUCCCCAGCAGAGCAAGCUCACACCUCAGACAACCCAACCUGGGUUAACCCCGCCAAUGAAGACAAAGCACAGCCUUUUCCUGAGCCAGAACUAGAACCAGAGACCGAGCCUGAGCCUGAGCUGGCGCCGGCGCCGGAGGCUCUGACGGUGGCGGACAGCUACCAGGAGCCGAAGACGCCCGCAGCCGUGGAAGUAAAAAAGGCGGCUGCACCACCCACGUUAGCGGUCGUAGAGGAAGUUCCCUUCAGGCCCUCCAUCAGCCUGGACACCAUACUCAACCAGGAAAUUCGCAGUCUCACCUCUGACAUUAAAAACAUCAUGCAGACUCAUCACAUCUGCUAUUCUUCGCAGCUAUCCCCGCGGUUGCUCCCGCGCCACUGCUGGCUGCCCAACAGCUGCUUCUCGGACUUCGUCGUGCCCUACGUCUCCCCCGUCCCCAUUCAGGGGCAUGUCAAAGCACUGUGUGAGAAGAUGGACAAGUUGAUCCCAGCCCCACCUGCUCCCACCAAGGUCACUUCUCCACCUCCCCCAGUGACAACAUCUAAUCUUACAACACCACCCCCGACCCCCGCACAGACUUCCAAAACUAAAGCAGACCCCUCCCUGUCGAAGAGCACCACCUCCUCUCAGAGUGGUAAAAUGGGCACCGUCAAAUCCACGAGGUCUAAAACAGAAGGCUCGUCAGCAGAGCUGGGGGGAGAGAUCUAUUCGCCCUCUCAAGUCACACCAGACUCUCCAGAGCGCAGGUCCAAAAACCAAGGCCCCGCUUCUGGGAGUGGGUCCGGCCUGCUGGCUGGCAGCCUCAUCGGUCAGCUGAAGCCCGAGGUUUUCAGCAGCCUGGUUGAGAUCUUUAAGGACGUCACCAAGAAUACAGUCAAAUUCUACAUCUACUCCGGGGACGAGGGGGAGGAGAGCACCGUCUGCAAGGAGAUCAAGGGGUACUUGAAGAGUCUCGGCAACAGCGAGUGCAGCCCGCAGACGUUUCUGGAAAACAGCGGCAGUUUAGAUAAGCUCCUCAUCAUCAUUCAGAACGAGGACAUCGCUGCGCACGUGCACAAGAUCCCGGCUCUGGUGUCUUUAAAGAAGUUGCCUUCAGUGAGCUUCGCUGGAGUGGACACUCUGGACGACGUCAAGAACCACACUUAUAACGAGCUGUUUGUGUCCGGAGGCUUCAUGGUCUCUGAUGAGUUUGUCCUCAACCCCGACCUUAUCACACAGGAUCGUUUGCAGGGGCUGCUGAAGUUCCUGGAGGAGCAGAGCACCCCUGAGCACCCCUGGCAGUGGAAGGUGCACUGCAAGUCCCAGAAGAAGCUUAAAGAACUGGGGAGGUUAAAUGCCAAUGCCAUGGGGCUGCUGAAUCUUCUCACAGCCUAUCAGAAGAAGCACCUUGUGGAGUUCCUCCCUUAUCACGAGUGUGACACCCAGGCACGUCAGGCUCCAGACCUGGAAUGUCUGAUCAAGCUCCAAGCUCAGCACACACAGCAGCGGCACCUUAUCUUCCUCACAGAGAGGCCAUUUGAGAUGUUCCUUCAGUACUCCAGGAAUGGGAUAGUGAUAGGCAGCAUUGAUGACGUUAUGAGCGGUUUCCACAGUCUGAUUGGCUCCAUCAAUCACAAUGAGCUUCCAACACCGCCCUCUACAGUGAAUGAUGAGUGUGUGGAAGAGGAGGACAUGUCAUUAGACUCUGAUGACGGUGAGCCAAACUCCAUGUCGGAUGCCUCGGAGCAGAACCAGGCAGUUGAGAAGAGGAAGCCUCCGCAGCCGCCCCCACCGGAGAUGGAGGAGUUUCGUCCUCCGCUUCCGGAGCAGCAGGCCACCCCCGAGAGAACCCCGACGCUCUCUGACUACAGUGCUCUCAAAACGGCCAUCUCUCAGUUCAAAGCCACCAACCAGAUGGGAAUAGGCAAUUCAGACAUUGGCGGCAUGUCACCGGGAGGUUUUCCUGUGAAUCCCCACCAGAGCUUCCUGUGCCCUUCAGCCUCGUGGUCAUCCUACACCGGCUCCUCUAGCUACGCCGCCUCCCCGGCCUAUCCCGCCUCACCCUGCAGCGGCACCCAGGAACAGGAAUACCGCCCCGCAGUCCCAGCCAUCGCCUCUGCCACAAUCCCAACCGCACCCGUCAUGGCCUCAGCAGGACCUCUAGCCAACCUGGCUUCCCUCCCCAUGGAGGUCAAACCUCCCCCUCCGCCUCACCUCAUGAUGCUGGGCCACACGUACGGCUCGGACCCUGGAGGAGCCGGGGCUGCUGGGAACUCUCCGCUCACCACCUCCCUCCCUUACACAGACCAUAAUGACUCAGUCCAGCCAGGUUACAUGGCUGGCAUUCCUCAAAAUGCUUGCGGGACCCUCACACAACAUGACAGGACACUGAGUGGACCUGGGGAAGGUCUAUGGGGGACAGCGGGGACCAGCACUUGUCAGACUGUUAGCAGCCAGUGUGUGGGCACAUCUGGCCCAGUGGACCUCAGUGGGGAAUCCCUCGGAGGCAGCACCCCUGGUAGUCAGGGGGGCAGGACUCCGGUGAAUUGCGCUAACAACCUUGGAGCUCCUGUGGGCAUUCCCACAGUGGCCACCAGGGGGGGCUCAAUAGUCAGACCUAAGCUGCCUCCACAUCCAAUGUGUGGUGUGGGCUAUGGUAGUAUAGGUGGCAUCCCUGGACAGAUGGAUCAUGGGCCUAUGCGGGGUGGUAUGGGUCUUGGUUCUUUAGGGAGCUAUCGAGGGAGAGGAGCUCCACCAGGAGGACUUUGGCCUCGGCCAGGACGAGGACACGAUCGGGGGGACGGGAAUGGAGGUGCACCCUGCUCUUGGGGUUACCCAGCAGCAGGCAGGGGUGGGGCACAGGAUUACUACUCGGACUACACAUACACUCACAAUUAUGCUCCUGAAUAGACAAUCAACAUGACGGAAAGGGGCGACACAAACACCAUACUCCAGAGACUAUUAGAGCUGGCUGAAUGUAAAUAUUUCCUUGUCAUAAACACAAAUGAUUUGAAUCAGUAAAUAAGGAUCCUGGUUUUUUCUACAUUAAUAAAAAUUGAUACAGGCAGUGCCGAGUGUCCUACUGUCGUGUAAACUGUAUGUACACUCUUUCCAUGUGAGCUAUUUGAGACCCUGUUCAAACCACUAUAUUUAUAUUUGCCACCAAAUGAUAACGGCCUUCCAGCUUCUCGGAAUUUAUCAUGUUAUUUCUGUUUGUCCAGGUUUUUGAAACGGUUUGUGAACAAGGGGGAAAGGCUGAUAUUUUUUUAAGGAAAAAAAAAAAACUAGUGAAUUCAAUUUCACUUUUGCUGUUGGUUUUCUUUUUUUCUUUUACAUAUUUGGUUGUCCUAAAUUCUAUUAAAAUGAAACAUUUCAAAUCUUGUUUGUGUGACCAGUUUGAUGACAGUGUCAAGCAAACUAUUAAAAAUAUAAAUCACA
Molecule: messenger RNA, 6261 nt
Organism: Sebastes umbrosus (honeycomb rockfish)
Lineage: Eukaryota; Metazoa; Chordata; Actinopteri; Perciformes; Sebastidae
Gene: tasorb
Product: transcription activation suppressor b
Exons: 23
Coding region: 172-5733 (1853 amino acids)
Biological process (GO): protein localization to heterochromatin; negative regulation of gene expression, epigenetic
Cellular component (GO): heterochromatin; nucleoplasm
Molecular function (GO): chromatin binding
Source: RefSeq, a predicted model, not a curated record